Fomitopsis serialis is the source of this 523-nucleotide messenger RNA. RefSeq lists its product as uncharacterized. The transcript has 5 exons. The record is from RefSeq and is a predicted model, not a curated record. Lineage: Eukaryota; Fungi; Basidiomycota; Agaricomycetes; Polyporales; Fomitopsidaceae. The annotation marks the transcript as partial.
UAUGAUUGUGACAUCAGCUUUCACCCUUUAUGUCUACGAUCGCAUGCUGACCUUUGGGUCGGAGAUCGACUUGAUAUGGCGCCGAAAGAGGACCGGUAUCACAAUACCUGUGCUUUACACAUCAAUGCACAUGCUCAUCUUUGGGAACUUGCUGUUGAAUGUUUGCCCGCCUGCAGCGAUAUCGCUUCAGAGCUUAUGGGCGGUGGUAGUCAUGACGAAUGUUACGGCCUCUCUCCUCUAUCUGAUUUGGGGAUUCAUUACCGCGAUGCGAGUGUAUGCCGUCCAUGGAAGAGGCAGUGAUAUCUAUGCGCCAGCAUUCGUUUUUCUUUGGUGGCUGAUACCUGUGGGCAUCAACAUCGUACGUUCGUUGUUUGUUACGCAAGUGUUAUCUGAUCGUGCCGAUUGAACAUAGUAUAAUGCAACUACCUGGUUCGUCAUCGCCUCACAGCCGGAACAAGGCUAUGAUUUAACCUCGAGGACCCCUGUAGCUGUGCACAAUAUAUGCGAGUCAAAUUUUGUAGUG